GGCGAAAUAAUUGGGCAUAAUAAUAAAAUAAAUAUAACAAUUUACUGUUAAUCAUUAAAAUAUUGUUUCUAGGUUAUAAGAUAACUUUUUACUUAAAAUUUUUGUGAAAUUCUACAAUAAUAUCAGUUUUUUUUUUAAUAUUUUGGAAAGUAAUCGGCGACGUAUUUCGGUAAAGAAAAGCUCUUUAAUGCUCUCUUGUCGGAGUUGUUUACAGUUUCUUGGUGUCAAAAGAAUACUUAAUGGUAUCCAAACCAAUUUCAAGAAAAAUGGUUACAUACGCAUUUCACGACGGAAAUAUUCAAGACCAGUUUUCCAAUCAUAUAUUUAUAAUGAUUUAUUUUUGUGCCGUGGUAUCCACAUUACUAAACAGUGUUUCUCGUACACCAAUCGUGUAUUCAUGCCUGCGGAGGAAUUUUUGCAAGCAAAUAAGGAUGCAAAGUUGAAGCAAAGAAACAAUAUUAGUCUGAGCGAAAGUCCUGCUAUCACUGAAAAAAAUGUGGAUGACAUUUUAUUCGAUAUGUUUAAAGAACCUGAUGGUAAAGUCUCAGUUGGGAAAUUCCUUGCUGCUCUUUCUGAAACCGGGUUGAGGAAGAGUGAUCCUCGUUUGAAAGAAAUGAUGACAAAACUAAGAGCUAUACACAAGGAGCGUCGUGAUAUGGGAUCUCCUGAUGCAAUAAGUUUGGACAGAGAAAGUUUUAAAAAAGUAAUAAAAGAAAACAUUGUCCUCAUAAGCAGAGCUUUCCGAAAUCAUUUUGUAAUUCAAGAUUUUCCAGAUUUUGUUAAAUGCAUUGAAGAUUUUUAUUGGAAAUGCAAAGUUAAUACAGGAGGAAAAGUGGCUUCAUACAUUCCUCAACUAGCCAAGUACAAUCCAGAUUAUUGGGGAGUUAGUAUAUGCACAGUUGAUGGCCAGAGGUGUUCUAUAGGUGAUACUGAAAUUCCUUUUACUAUUCAGUCAUCUGGUAAACCCAUGAAUUAUGCCAUUGCUUUAACAGAGCUGGGUUCAGAUAUUGUUCAUCAGUAUGUUGGGCAGGAACCAAGUGGAAGAAUGUUCAACGAGCUUGUUUUAGAUUAUAAUAAGAAACCACAUAAUCCUAUGGUGAAUGCUGGUGCUAUAGUUAUAUGUUCUCUACUUUUGUACAUAGUUGAGCCUGAUAUGCGGGUAUCAGAAAAAUUUGAUUGGAUAUGUCAAUACUAUAAAGCUAUGGCUGGAGGAGAAUAUCUUGGUUUCAACAAUGCUACCUUUUUAUCCGAGAGAGAAGCUGCUGACAGAAAUUAUUCAAUAGGAUUUUAUAUGAAGGAAAAUAAAUGUUACCCUGAAAAAGCAAAUUUGAAAGAUAUCAUGGAUUUCUAUUUUCAGAUGUGUUCUCUUGAAGUAAACUGUGAAACUGUUGGAAUCAUGGCAGCAACGCUAGCAAAUGGAGGAAUUUGCCCUAUCACAGGACAGCAAGUGAUUGACACGCAUUCUGUUCGUGAUGUGUUAUCUUUGAUGCAUUCUUGUGGAAUGUAUGAUUAUUCUGGGCAAUUUGCUUUUAAGGUUGGAUUACCUGCCAAAUCUGGAGUUUCUGGAACAACAAUGGUGGUUGUACCUAAUGUAAUGGGAAUAUGUUUAUGGUCUCCUCCAUUGGAUUCGUAUGGAAACUCUGUUCGAGGAGUUCAGUUCUGCGAGGAGCUUGUUCGCGUUUUUAACUUUCAUCACUAUGACAAUCUGAGACACACUACUCAAAAGCGAGAUCCCAGAAGGCAAAAGUAUGAAACGAAAGGUUUGAAAAUUGUUGGUUUACUAUUUAGUGCUGCGAGUGGUGAUGUUACAGCCAUGAGGAGGCAUUAUUUAUCUGGUAUGGAUAUGGGCCAGAGUGAUUAUGAUGGUCGCACAGCGCUUCAUCUGGCUGCUGCAGAAGGACAUUUAGAGUGCGUUGAGUUUCUUCUCAAAGUGUGUGGGGUUGAUCAUAAACCCCAAGACAGAUGGGGACACACACCUUUGGAUGAAGCCCAUGCUUUUGGACAUUCAGAUGUUGCAGAGUUUCUGGAAAAAUGGGAGUCCAUGAGGGAUGAAGACAUAAAUAAUUAUAAGGAUGCUGAUACACAAUUAGCACCACGCAAGUUAUCUUAUACAUCAGUCCAACCCAUAGCCAUAGAAAAGAAAAUUUUGGAUUAACUUCAUCAUUGUGAUAUUUAGAUGUAAAUAGUACAGAAAUGUUUUCUAGUGCCUGUCAAGACUGAAAAUGUAUAGGUAAUUUUAAUAAUAGGGGGACAAAUUAUGCAGUUAUUUGUGAUUAAUUCGAAGUGUUGUGGAAUAAUGAAAAUUAUAUAUAUAUAUUUUCCCCCUCUCUUCAAAUUUAUUUAUUUAAUAUAAAUUAUGCUUUAUUAUUCUGCUUAAGAUUUAUAAUUAUGAUUUUUUAGAACUUAUUUAUUUCAUUUAUACAUUCUUUUGUUGCUCUGUGAAAAUUUUCUAAAAUGAACUUAAGGAAUUUUAAAAAAAAUAUUUUAGUACAGAAGAGAGAGGCAGUCCUCAGAUUGAUAAUAAGCAUUUUGUUCAUUCUUAUCAUUAAUAUCCUAUAUUCUUCAGAUUGUAGUAUUUAUAAUAAUUUAGUAAGCUUUUAAAAGUAAAACAAAAAUUAUUAUUUUUGUAAAGGUUAUGUAAAAAUAUUUCUAAACUUUUUAUAAUAAGCAAUUAUAUUUUAAUAAGUAAAUAUUUUCAAUUAUGUUAUCAUAUAAGGUAGGGGGGAACUAUGACUUAUAAAGUGAUAGUAAAUGAAAGUUAUAGCUUUUGAAAUGUAAUGAUUAGAAAACAUUUUAAUCAAAGUUAGCAUAACUAGCAGUUCUGAAGCAGCAUUUUUUUUAAGCUUUUAUAAUUUAUAAAAGAUGUAAUGAAGUUAUAAGUCUGCAAAUUGUUAUUAUAUAAUUUUAUGUAUACAGUAAUGUAAGUGAUGCAGUUACAUGAACAAGUAGCAUAAUAAUAAUGAUAAUCAAACAUUUUUAAAAGCUGUAAAAUAUCUCCUUCCUGUCAUGUUAUGUUCUAAUUAGAUUUUGCAAUGAUUGUAGACAUCAUUUACAUCAGAUUAGUUAAUAAGGUUUUGUUUCAUAAAAAUAUAUGCAAGUAUUUUUAUUUCUGAGAGUUUAAUUAAAAAAAUAAAUGUUAUCAUUUCCUGAUGAAUUGUUAACAAAAUUACUCUUUUCAUAUAGUGCGUUCAAAACACAUAUAUCUUCUGCCUGUACUUGCUGUAGCCGGUGGUCAUACAGAAAUAAUGUACAUCUAAAAUAUUUUAAUUUUUUUGCAGCUGAAUGGUAUUACUCACUGUCAUUUACGGACCUUGAUGAAAGUUACUAUAUAUAUGGUAUUAUUAAAUAAAAAUAUCUGUUCUUUCUAUUAAAUUCUAUGUUGUCGUUCAUUGCUGUAUCACAAUAUAAGGUAUACUAGAUUCAAAAUUUGGGUAUUAAUGUAUUAAAAAUUGAGAAAUGAACCAAAAAUUUUUAGAAUAGUGCUUAUAUUUACAUACUUAGUUCUUAAAUUCGAAUACAUUUUACUAUUAUUCAUCAAAAUUAGUAUAAAUUUGUUUAUUGAAGAGAAUAUGGGUUUCUGAAAACCUUUAUCCUUUCAUUUAAAACAUUUAAUUGAAAAAUUAUAAUUUAUUUAUAAAAUGCCAUUUCUUAGUAAGUAUUUUUAUGCACAAUCUUAAGCCAUUCACACCAUAGCAUUUUUUGGAUAAAAUAUGAAACCCCCAAAAUGGGCCAUAUCUUUUAAAAUUACUAAAUCCAUUCAACUGUAUAAUACUGAAACAGUUUGAGGACUGCCACUGUGAUAAAAACGUAUAAAGAGUCUUGAAAGCUGGAAUUGUAGUUAUGUUUAUGAUGUAUUCCUGCCAUCUAAAUAUGUAAGUAUGUAUGAGUCUGUGAUGUUCCCUUUAAUUGUUUGUAGUACGUGUUUGCAUUAAUAUCAAGAAAGUUUGUGUAUCCAAAUUUAGGCUUUCUUUUUCUUUGCCAUGAAUAGCGGACUCUUUCUUUUAAGUAGUAUUGUGUCAUUCUGUCUGAAAAAAAGUAUUGUAAAAUUUGGAUGUUUUAACCCUGUAAGAUUUUUAAUUUGGGAUUGGUAUAAAAGUACAAUAAGGAUUAUGAAAAAUUAUGUGUACUGGAUUUUGCAUUCACACAUUGCAUUUCAAAACAGUUUCAAAACGUAAAUUUAAUUUAGAUGUAUUAUUAUUUUAAAAUUGUAAUAACAAUUUUUAUGAUUAUCAUUCAUAAAUUAAUCUGCAUAUAAAGAGACUCAAAUAUUGGAAUAUAUAUUAAUAGGUUGAUAAGUGUUAUAAAGGCAAAACAGAUUUCUGUAAGUCAUAAUUUUCAACAAGUUGAACUGAAUGUUUAAUAUGUAGAAUUUAAGAUCGAUUAAUAAUGCACAAUUAGUCAAGUUUUUGAUUAAUUGAAUUUUUCCCCCUUGGCUUUAUAGUUUCAACUUAUAUGUGAUUUUCUGGUGUAAAAUUAAGAGCAUCAUUUCUUGUGUAAACAGCACAUAAAACUAAUUCUAGCUUCAAAUUAGUUGUGCACUUAUUAAAAAUAAACUCAAACUGGAUUUAUUAGACUAUUCAUCUGAAAGUUGAUAUUAUACUUUCUUAUAUUUUUAUAUUUAUACUGAACAUUUUAUAUAAAUAUUCAGUAUAUCUUUACACAAACAUUCUUUUGGGGUAUAUAAGUAGUUUACAUUGUAUAUAUACUUUUAGAAAGUUCUGAUUUGAUAUAAGAUUUGUGUUUGUUUUUCCAUCAAAGUUUAGUUUAGUUUUUUUAAGGAUCUAAAUUUUUAAAAUAUGCUUUUGCAUUUGCCAAAAUUUAUGAAAUUAUUCAGAAAGAAGAAAAAAGAGAAAUUAUAUAUUGUGGCUCCAAAUUUUUACUAUUAGGAUAUUUGCUGUUAGCACAUCAGAGGGGCUGCAUACAAGAUAUAGAGAUUUGGAUUUGAUUUUUUUAUAAUAAAUUUUUACAUUGAUAUACUUAUUUCAUUGUUUUUCUUAGUUCUUUUUUAACCUCUUAGUAGUUAUAUCUUUAGAGGUUUUAUUGAGAAUUCUGUUUAGUUGCUUAAUCUUAUUUUUCAUAUUUUUUUUAUGUUUAUGUUAAUGAUCUCGGCAAAUACUGUCUUUGUUAUACUUGUUAUUUCUCUUAUUAUUGUAAUGGUCUCUAAAAUUAUUAAUAGGGAAUAAAAUCUUUUUGAUAAUGAGUUAACAAAGUUUGUAGAAGCUUCAUUGAAUGAAUAUUAAGUCACGGCAUCAUUUAAAUGAUUAAUUUAUUUGCCAAAGUAUAUAAGCAUUUUGCCUUCUUGUUUGAUUAUUUUUAUGGAAAAUUUGUUGUAGUUUUCUGGAGAACAAUGGUGAAAUUUUUUAAAAAAAAAUAUGAAAGCAUGUUGCCAAGAUGACAAGAUGUGUAUCUAAGCUAGUUUUAUCUCUCUCUUCUAAAUGCACAAAUUUAAGUUGUAAAAAUUGUGUAAAAGAAGGUGUAUACAUAUAUUCAUUAGAAGUAAAAAAUGUAUUCUUUUCUAAAAGUUUUAUUUAAUAUCUGAUAAAUAAAAUGACAUGAGAAUCAUGAUCUUUAGAAAUGGAAAUAAUUUUCCUCAAGCUUCUUGUCCAUUUAUUAAAGUAAUGCAUAUCGUGUCUGAAUUAAUGUUUGUUGAUAACAAUCUGUGUUCUGCAUAAUAAGACAAAACAUAAAAACAAUUUAAUAUCACAUAUUUGCUUUAUAAUACAGAAUAUUUAUUAUAAAAUGAAUGUGUUGCUCAUAAACAGGCCUUUAUUUGGUUAAUAUUCCUAAUGACAUUUUGUUACCAUUCUUUUUUAAUAUUCAAAGCAAUUAAAUUGUAAUGACUGAUAUGGCUGAUUAUGGUAUAAUUAUUACAGUAUUUUAAGAAAAAAUAUAUUCAGGGCAGUUUAUAUGCAUGGAAUUAUUUAUGUUUAUUGAAAAAAUAAAAAAUUCUCCCUUAUCAGAAAAAAAGUUUAAAGAAUUAGCUUAAAUGUUUUUUAAAACAUUAUAUCGUAUAUAAUUCAGAAUGAAUAUUUAAAUUCAUUAAAUGGUUAAUAAAUAUAAAUCCUGAAAUUUUGUAUGGUUCCUAUGAUCUUAAAAUAUAUUCAUGGCUUGUAUUUUAAGAUCUAGUUACAUUGUACAUGGGUUUUAAGAUUGUAUAAGUGUGUACCUUAUACCCUGUUACCUAAUUCUAAGUAGGCAGUAUUCUUUGUUCACUUAUAUCUGUUAUUGGUGAGUGUAACUAAAUGAGGAUAAAACAGGUAUCUCAGUCAUUUUAAAAAUGUUGAAAGUUUUGAAUAUAAUCACAGUAUUAUUUUAAUGAUAAACAGUGGCUCUUAUCUGAAAUUUGAAGUUAUUUGAAAUUAUUUAAUCAGCAUUGAGUUCUAUAAUUAAUAAUCCCUAAGAUGUAUAUAUAAUCAAAAUUAACUCAUCAGCUCGUUAUGUCCAACUGUAACUCGGAUGAUUUUAAAAUUUGUGUUACUAAAAUAUAUGUGAACAUGUACCGUUUGAGCAUCUGCUAAACAUUUUUGUAAAUUUUUCAAGAUUGCUAAAUGAAUAACUAUUCAUGUUUUCAUUUUUAAAGUAAGAAAUAUUCAAAUUUGAAUAACCAACAAUAAAAGAAAAAUAUUGUUUCAGAAGGAGUUUCACAAAAUAAAACAAGUGUUAAGGGGUUAAAAAAGUGAUUUCUCAGGAAAUUUACGAUUUUGCUUUGAGAGAAAAUUCUGAUUUUUGGCACUGAUAUUGUUGUGAACUUUAUAUGUUUAUAUUUAUGCACACAACAAAAUCAGUAACACAAAACUUCUAUUUUCUAGACUUAUUUUACAUUUGCGAGCUAAAAUUUUUAUCUCAUUCCUUUAUUUAUGGUUUAUACCGGUAUAUUUAUUUUUGAUGCAUAAUUUCUGCUAAAAUGCAGCAGUUGAAGUGAUGCUAAUGCUUGUUACUUUGACUUAGAUUUAAAUAAUAUUUAGAUUUUUUCUUGUAUUUUAAAGUUGCAAUGAUCCUUGUUUUCACAUUCCCUUAUCUUUGGCAUGAGAAAUACCAUCUUUGUUAAAUAAAUUUAAUCUUGAAAAUAAUGUGUAUUAUCAAAUGACACUUUGAUUAUUCAUAUCAGCAUUCAUUAAAAAAGUUGUAUUUGCUUAAUAUCUGUAAUUUUCUAUUUUUUUAAUAAUAGGCUAUAAUUUAUAAUAAACUGGGUGUUAAUUUUUCAGCUACAUUCAAAGCAAAUGUGUAUUAAAAUAUUAUUAUGUUGACCUCAUAUGGGGGAAUGCAUUUCAAUUAAAGAUACUUAAUAUGUAGGUACAGAUAUUUAAAUCUAGAACUGAAAAUAAAGUUUUUUAAAAUGCAUUAUAAGUGCACAGUUCCAGAGGAAAUUAUUGUAGUAUAAAAUAUUUGUAAUAACUUAAUCUGAUUAGCAUAUUUUUUAUGUUAAUGAAAGUAAAUUUCUCUCUUUUGCAUUUUUGUGGCCUAAACGAAAGUUUUACAAAAAGGAUAUUGCUAUAGUCAAAGUAUUAAAAUGGCAGUGUAAUGGUUUUUUUGUAAGCAUUGCUUCAACUGCUUUCAUCUUUAUCAACAUGUAAAAGUUUUGUAAAGGUGUUAACUUAUUCUUUGUAAAUAUUUUUAUAUUUUUAUUAUUAUAUUUAUUUAUUGUAUCUAUUAUUUAUAUUUUUUAUUUUUAUUUUAACCAUUUUUGAUCGUAGAAAUUAGACAAGUGUCUGUGAUUUUAAUAUUUGUAUUUCUGUGAUAUUGUUCUAGACAUUUGCUUAUCCUAACCUCUUCCAUUUUUUGUUUCUCAUUCUACAAGCUAUGUAACAUUAUUAUUUAAUUUAUAUUGUGAUAUUCCAUUCAAUAAUUGUUAUAAAUUUACAAUUUAUCUAGACCCUCUAAAGCAGCAAUACCUGUUUGCACCUUUCGUAAAGCACUAGUCAUUUUUUCCUUGUUAUUUUAUUGUAUUUUAACAUGUUAUAUGGAAAUAAAAAUACUAAUGUUGA
Molecule: messenger RNA, 7985 nt
Organism: Stegodyphus dumicola
Lineage: Eukaryota; Metazoa; Arthropoda; Arachnida; Araneae; Eresidae
Gene: GLS
Product: glutaminase
Biological process (GO): L-glutamine catabolic process
Molecular function (GO): glutaminase activity; protein binding
Source: RefSeq, a predicted model, not a curated record